Molecule: messenger RNA, 5616 nt
Organism: Echinops telfairi (small Madagascar hedgehog)
Lineage: Eukaryota; Metazoa; Chordata; Mammalia; Afrosoricida; Tenrecidae
Gene: TGFBR1
Product: transforming growth factor beta receptor 1
Exons: 8
Coding region: 119-1423 (434 amino acids)
Biological process (GO): transforming growth factor beta receptor signaling pathway; nervous system development; cellular response to growth factor stimulus
Cellular component (GO): activin receptor complex; plasma membrane
Molecular function (GO): activin receptor activity, type I; transforming growth factor beta receptor activity, type I; activin binding
Source: RefSeq, a predicted model, not a curated record
UCUUCCAGCUUUACAGUGUUUCUGCCACCUCUGCACGAAGGACAAUUUCACUUGUGUGACAGACGGGCUCUGCUUUGUCUCUGUCACAGAGACCACAGACAAAGUUAUACACAAUAGCAUGUGCAUCGCCGAGAUCGACCUGAUUCCUCGGGACAGGCCGUUUGUAUGUGCACCGUCUUCCAAAGCUGGCUCUUCUACCACAACGUACUGCUGCAAGCAGGACCACUGCAAUAAAAUAGACAUCCCAACUCCCGUAAAGCCACAGCCUGUCCUUAGCCCCGUCCAGCUGGCAGCUGUCAUUGCUGGCCCAGUCUGCUUCGUCUGCAUCUCACUCAUGUUGAUGGUCUAUAUCUGCCAUAACCGCACUGUCGGCCACCAUCGAGUGCCAAACGAAGAGGACCCCUCAUUGGAUCGUCCAUUCAUUUCGGAGGGCACUACACUGAAAGAUUUGAUUUAUGAUAUGACAACAUCAGGUUCUGGAUCAGGUUUACCCUUGCUUGUCCAGAGAACAAUAGCAAGAACGAUUGUGCUACAAGAAAGCAUUGGCAAAGGUCGCUUUGGAGAAGUCUGGAGAGGAAAGUGGCGGGGAGAAGAAGUCGCUGUGAAGAUAUUUUCAUCUCGAGAAGAACGCUCAUGGUUUCGUGAGGCAGAGAUUUACCAAACCGUCAUGCUACGUCACGAGAACAUCCUGGGAUUUAUAGCAGCAGACAAUAAAGACAAUGGUACAUGGACGCAGCUCUGGUUGGUUUCAGAUUACCAUGAGCAUGGAUCUCUCUUUGAUUAUUUGAACAGAUACACAGUUACUGUGGAAGGAAUGAUAAAACUCGCUCUGUCCACAGCAAGCGGACUUGCCCAUCUUCACAUGGAGAUUGUUGGUACCCAAGGAAAACCAGCCAUUGCACAUAGAGAUUUGAAGUCAAAGAAUAUCUUAGUCAAGAAGAACGGGACUUGCUGUAUUGCAGACUUGGGAUUGGCAGUAAGACACGAUUCAGCCACGGAUACAAUUGACAUUGCUCCAAACCACAGAGUGGGAACAAAAAGGUACAUGGCCCCUGAAGUUCUAGAUGAUUCCAUAAAUAUGAAACACUUUGAAUCCUUCAAGCGUGCUGACAUCUAUGCAAUGGGCUUAGUAUUCUGGGAAAUCGCUCGACGAUGUUCCAUCGGUGGAAUUCAUGAAGAUUACCAGCUGCCUUAUUAUGAUCUUGUACCUUCUGAUCCAUCAGUUGAAGAAAUGAGAAAAGUUGUUUGUGAACAGAAGUUAAGACCAAAUAUUCCAAACAGAUGGCAGAGCUGUGAAGCUUUGAGAGUAAUGGCUAAAAUUAUGAGAGAAUGCUGGUAUGCCAACGGAGCAGCUAGACUGACUGCUUUGCGGAUUAAGAAAACACUGUCUCAACUCAGUCAGCAGGAAGGCAUCAAAAUGUAACUGCAGCGUGGCCUGGGCUGUGCGAGUCCUUCAGCACCGCCCCUGGCUUUUGUGCCGGAGGUCCGUUCUACCUCACUGCGAGGGGACACAGGGUCGCUUCCUGUAGCAGCAGUGGGACCAGGUCAACUAAGCACUCCCCGGGACUUCUUGGAUCCAGGAAGCAGCCGUGUGGAUCCUUCCUGUGCACUAUGGACGCUUCUGUCCCAGGGCAGCUGGAGAUGUUGUGUAGUUGACCUUUAUUUUCUAUUAACCUGAAGCGUGCGUGCGCGUGCUUAAAGAUGACUGCUGGUCUUAGCAUUGGUAACUCUGCUGUGCUGCAGGUCAUCUUUGGCAGUAGACGAGCUGGAUUGCUGAGCUCCAGGAAGCACUGCUUCCUUUUAGAGAAAGUGACUUACUCCUGGUAGUACAUUCUCAAGAGGAUGCUGAACCACUAAAGUAAGAGUUUUCUUGAAUCAGACUUUGAAUGUACUGUUCUUAAUUUUCAGGAUUUUAAAACGAACCCAUGAGUCUAAAAAUGACCUCAUAUCACAGUGAGGAACAUAAUUUAUGCAAUCAUAUUUUGUAUACGAUUAUUGUUCUUUCACUCAUUCAGAACAUUACAUGCCUUCAAAAUGGGAUUGUACUAUACCAGUAAGUGCCACUUCUUGUCUCUCUAAUGAAAAUUAGUAGACUUGCUUAAAGUCUCUGUGUUUUAAAACUUGAUAGUGUUUGCAUUUUGAAAGUUUUAUUUAUCUGGAUAACCCACAUUUUUUUCUUGUUUUAAUUUUUGGAAGGGUUUUCCUGGUGUUUCGUUUGUAUUCCAUCUUUAAAAUGCCUUUCUCCAACCAAACUGUGCUUGAACCACUAACGCAAUGAAGUGUCGGUGACUAGCCGGCUGCCUCCGAGCGGGGUUGAGCAUUCACACAUCCAACGCCCCAGGUUCAUUGUACUGUCUUAAGAAUAUAUUUUUGAAAAUCGAGUGGCACUCUCUAGAUACCUAUAGUACUUUAGUGUAAAAUUUGUAGCAUGCAGACUAGUUUCCAUAAAAAGUUUGUCUAGCUACUUUGGAGUUGUGUGACAUUCUGCAAGCCAUUUUUUUCCCCCUUUAUCUGAUCAAAGGCAGUGUUAUUUUUUUUUAAAGAAACUAAUUACAUUUAAAGUUGGCAUGGUUCGUGUUAAAUAGUAGACCUCUUUCUAGGAGGGUGAAGGUCAUUCAGCAUUGGACUAGGUAGAUGACAGGUGUGCGAGGGUCUCCUUUGUUCUCGCCGAGUAAGCUCGAUGGACUCUGUGACUUUGUAAGUAAGUGCAGAGGUAGUGCGGCUUUGAGGGUUUUGAGAAGGGCAGCUUUUAGUUCGGUCUUUCCUUAAGUGUGCAGGUAUUGCACCUGCUGAAUUUGCAUAGCAGAGUAAGGAACUCGGCACGCCCCGUCCAUAUUUGGGAGAGGUGGGAGCUAGGGGAUGCAUGGAGAAUCUGUUCUCCAUUUACAGAUGUUUGCAGUCGAAUGUUAAAGGCAAACUCAUCAUGGCCUCCUCAAGUGACAUUGAGCUGAGCUUCUAAGAACUGGCUUUUAACUUCCAGUGCUAUAAAGUCUUUGUAAGGGUUUCACAUUUGUCAGGGUUUUUUAAUCACUGUGAUCUUGUUCUGGAUGAAACAAAACUUACCAGCUGUGAGGCAAGACUUUGAGUUUAUAGUGCUAUCCAUUGCCUGGUGAAAGGGUUAGCCUGACCUUUCCAGUAUUUGGGCCCGUAAGAGAGAGUAGCCAUUCACACCGACUGUGGUGCAUUUUGAAUAAUGUCUUAUUGCUUACACAUGGUAAGAAUAAAUUUUAAAGACUUAUUUGGUCUUAAAACCAAAGUGAUCUUCGAACAAUACCUUUUUUCAAUUUCAUGUGUUAAACAGCAUGAGGAAGAUGUGCAUAGAGGCUAUUUAGUAUUUUGACUAAAAAUUUGAGCUUUUUUUCCUGUAGUUACCAUGAUUUCAUUGACGCAAGAGAAUGAACCUGAGAGGUUUGCUUUCUAGUUGUCUUAUGUUACCUGCUGAAUUGCCGAAUAAGCUCUGUGAUCAGGUACUUUUUUUUCCUUUUGACAUUUUUAAGCCUACCAGAUCUGCUUUAUGAAAUCCAGGGACCAAUGCAUUUUAUCACUAAAACUAUUUUCAUAUAAUUCUAAGAACAUACCAAAAGUUCUGGUACAUGAUUUCCCACUUUCAUUAUAAAAGGUGGUCAACUUUUGCUGAAGGUAUUCUAAAUUAAAAUCUCAGAUUUAGCUACAACUAUACUGUUCGUAACCUAGGUGGAUGCAAUGUACUUUUGAUGAGUCAGGAAAUUUUCUUAAAAGUUGGAAUUUACUUUUAAAUUUGGUCUACCUGACACCACAGCUAAUUCUUUUUUUGGUUAGCAGUGAGCCCCAGUUGGCUAAUACUGAAAAUGAAAGUGACUUAUAAGUGAUGGAGCAUGAUUAUUGUGGCCAUAACUGCAGGUAAAUUUGGCCUGAGUAUUAAUUUUGCCAUUUGUAAACACAAACCUUUGUUUUUACUGCCUAUCCUAAGAUGCUUCGCCUCCCAAAGUCAACUUGGCUAAAACAUCUGACUAAUUGCCAGUCCGCUUCUGGCACAUUUUUCCAGUGUGCCAGAGUAAUGGAGAUGCAGAGGAGUGGGUAGGACCAAGUGAGGCCUAGACACCCCGGGACCUUUUUUGAUAUGCAGGUCUGUGUUUGCCACCCUGCCCUCCUGCCAGUCCCUGCCUCGGAGACCAUAGCCUUGCUGGCAGUGAAGAGCUGCUUUUGAGAUAUAGUGUGAGACAACUGGCAGAGGUUGUGGGGCACACUUCUGGUUCCUGGAUGCUGCCAGGUAGGGCUGACCCUCCAGAGCCCUGCCUUGACUGCAGCCGUGGAGGAGUCGGGGUGGCAGUGAGGUUGCGGCAGAAGCUGUGACUGGUGAGUUGUAUCCUCUCUCGGACCUGGCAAGCCCUGCCUCGCCGAGCCUGUGCUUCUGCUGUAAUGACAGUGCUCAAGAAGUGCCUUGAGUCCGUGUAGAAUGCCUUGGCCAUCGGGGAUGUCAGAAUUCAGAUCUUCCUGGGACGUCUAUGUGGGCCACUUAGCUGUUUUUCAGCCCUGAAUUACUUUUGCUUUCUCUCUCAGAACAGUCAGAAACAGCUUUUUUUUUUUUAAAUGGCAGCAGAAUGCAAAUAAAGAUGCACAGUAAAAUCUGUCUCCCACCACUAGACGUGUACUAUCAGGAGCUGCUCUGCACCCGUGCACUGAACAAGGGUGGUGAUUGUGAAGCAGCUGUGUCCUGACCAUGGCAAUGCCCUGGCUCCCGCGGCGGAGAUUCCAAGUGAUGGUUCUGUUACAGCCCGGCAGAGAGCGGCAUUGUAGGGAACAGACUGCCGGAAGCUUCCUGUGUCUGCUCUGCAUGCUGGAGUGCCACUGCUGUUGGCCCUCUGCAGGGGUCUGUGUGCUGGCAGUUCUCAGCCCCCGAUGCAGUCUUCGUCUCUCAUUGUAAACUUUGAAAAAUGGGGUUAAUAACAUUCAGCCUGUUUGCUAAAGUUUGAAAAGAACUUCAGUGGAUUUUCUUUUCUUGUUUGACCUGAUUUGUGAACCGCGUGUCAUGAACCCUGGUUUGAUCGCCCUUUUCACAUUGUGCCCACGGAACAGACGGUUCCAGGCGUGUUUGGUAUUUCUUUUUUGUCAAGGAGAUGCUUCAAAAUGUCAAUUGCUUUAAACUUAAAUUACCUCUCAAGAGACCAACAUACAUUUACCUCACUGUGUAUAUAAUGUUGAAUAUUUGUCAGCAUUCUCCAAGUUUGCAGUUUUAUUUCUAUAAAAUAUGGGUAUUAUGUUGCUAAAUGGCUCCAAUGGUACUGUAUUGUUGAUAUUUGUACCCCCAAAUGACAUCACACUUUACUUUCUGUUUUCUAUCUUUUAUUGUAUGUGUGCACAAUUCUUUUGGCUUUAGGUAGUAUGUUAUCUGCCCUUCCAGAUAUGUAAAGAAAAAACCCAUAUCCAGUUUUCUUUAAGUUGAGAGAUUUUUGAGAAACUUGUAGAAGAGAGAAAAACAUAAACUGCAUUUCUCCAUAUGUUUUUUUAAAUUAUGUAUUGUAUUUGUAGUAGUACUAUGGAUGCAUUGUAAAUAGAAGCAGUUGAGUGAUGCUAUGUUAAGUCCUAACACUACAGUAGAGAAAUGGAAGCAAUGCAAAUAAAUUACUCUUUGCCCGA